GGGGGGCAAGAUAAAGAAAUCACGUAUUUUGCCAUAUAGCUUUUUGAAGCUACUUUCUUAAUUAGUGAGUGUUUGAGGGAGUAAGAUAAUUUGGUGCGUUUUGUGCAGAGAAAAAUGUCUAAAGUCCGUGUGCUGAGGGCGCUGGUGGAGCAGCGGUUAGCUGCAGCUGCUGAGGAGAUAUUCGGCCUGUUUGAAAGAACCAUAGCAGAGUACCAGGAGGAACUCUGGCGGUCUAAAGAUAACGAACGACAGCUGCUGGACGCUGUUCUCAACCCCGAGGUUCGCGUGCACACAGCAGAUUCUCAUCAAGUAUUCAGUGAUGCCCAGUCUGUUCUUCAGUUUGCUGGUCUGCAGUGUAUGUUUUGCUCUUUGCAAAUAGAGGCUUCUUCAGGACAUCUACAUCAAAAACAUCUGAGGGAUGCUGUCUACUUUUUUGAUGGCAGUACAGAAAAGUUUGUGGUGGCAUGUUAUUGCCAAGACACAAAAAUAAGCCAUAGAUGCCACAAUCAUUGUCCACUGUGCAACUACAGAGUAUUUUCACGAACUGUGUCCUUCAGGAAACAUCUUCAACAAGUUCAUGGAAUUGCAUCAUACAAGAAAAAAGAUGUGCAACAAGUGUUGGUGGGUAAAGAAGAUAUUCCCCCUGACCAGCAGGAUGUUGGCCUUACUCUGAAGCCAAAGGACUCUCAGACCCCACACAUCAAACAACAGGAGGCAGAAGUAACUAAGUUCGUAUGUGUGCAUGUAAAGAGUGAAGAUGAUGAAGAAAAACCUCCCUUCUAUCAUUUUCAUCAAAGGCAACAUCAGGAGACCAGAGAGGUAGAACCUUUAGCCAGCAGCUCAACUGUACCCAUGAAAGCAGAAACUGAUGUUGAGGACUAUGACAGACCAGAAAUGAGCAUAAACCCACAUGAUGACAAGACUCCACACUCUUCUGUAGCCAAGACUGAACAGAAAGACCACUGGACUGAACCCUGGGAACCUCAAUUGGCUUUAAAGACUCAUAAAAAUAAUGAAGUCUAUAUAUAUGAUAAAAAAAAUAAUCCUGGCAAGAAAAUACACAAAUGCUCCAAGUGUGGAAAAACAUUUAGACAUGAAAAUGCACUGAAUGUCCACAAGAAAAUCCAUAAUGUUCAGAAAUCAUUUAACUGCUCUGCGUGUGAUAAAACAUUUAAAUACAGUGUGAGUCUGAGGAGGCACAUCAGAAGUCACACAGGAGAGAAACCAUUUGUAUGCUCUGUUUGUGGUAAAGCAUUUACUCAGACAGCAACUUUAAAGUUCCACAUGAGAAGUCACACAGGACAGAAACCAUUCAGCUGUUCGGUGUGUAAGAAACAUUUUGGGCGGAAAGGAGACAUUGAAAGACACAUGAGAACCCACACAGGAGAGAAACCUUAUGUUUGUCCCUUUUGUAAUAAAGCAUUUACACGGAGAGCAAGUCUAACGCAACACAUUAGGGUCCAUCACUGAAGACCACCAGAGACGAGACGUAGAGUCGCACUCCAUCUGUUGUCAGUUAGUCACACAUCCUUAUACAUGUCAAAACCUGGACAAAUUGAAAUUGUUUUUAGUACAUUUGGACUGGACAUCCUAAAUCAUUAUAUCAUCAUCAUUAUAUUCCAGAGGAGUUUGAAUUUGAGCAUGAUUAAAUUUUACCGAUAGUCUCCAAGGACCACCCAGUUAUUGAAUCAAGUAUUGAUUAUUUUGUCCACAUAAGGGUGAUUCUUAGACUACGGGCACUUAUUGUGUUCUUUGAUCAUAUUGUAUGAAAAACAGAAAAAAGGGGAAAUUUCACACUUUUA
Thalassophryne amazonica is the source of this 1802-nucleotide messenger RNA. Its product is annotated as zinc finger protein 39-like. The transcript has 5 exons. The coding region runs from base 115 to 1470 and encodes 451 amino acids. Gene Ontology annotation, biological process: regulation of DNA-templated transcription. The record is from RefSeq and is a predicted model, not a curated record. Gene Ontology annotation, molecular function: RNA polymerase II cis-regulatory region sequence-specific DNA binding; DNA-binding transcription factor activity, RNA polymerase II-specific. Lineage: Eukaryota; Metazoa; Chordata; Actinopteri; Batrachoidiformes; Batrachoididae.